UUUUUCGCAUGGCGUCAUUAUGUAGACUUAGUGUGUGUGAAAAAGUGUUAAGUGCAAGUAAACGAUUCAUUAUUAACAAACACGUUGUUUGCAGUUAUUAAAAGAAUAAAUAAUAGUUCAUCAAGUGGUGUUUAACUGAGUAAGUGCAAAAACAAUAAACUAAUAAUUCAGUGUUCUUGGGCGAUUGCAAAAUUGCAGUGAACCGAGUAAAGAUAUCUGGCACCAGGCUGGCAUCCCCAUCCCCAAGGCACUCUGUCCAGAACCACAGUCCCAAAGGCUCACCGGCAAUGACAGUCUCAAUAGGCCAAUCAUCGGGCGGUCCUCCACCGAGCCCUUCGCAUUCAUCGGGGUCCGAUACCGAUCUGCUGACGUCCGCCUCCACCGCCCUACGAAGGCUAAACUUCAAAGCGGCGCGUCACGCCCGCAAUAACAAACCCAAUGUGCCAAAGGUAGUCGUGAUGGGAAGUAGCACAACAUCAGAGGCUACAAUCAAUACGAGUACAGAUAGCGCCAGCACCCUCAUCACAAAUAUGACAGCAACAACGGACGGAGGUGACAGUCUUGAUCUAAUCGGUGGUCUUCCAAUGGACAACAACGCAUCAUCAACAACACCAUCAUCAACAACAUCCGUUGCUAGUACGACUGUUUACACUCAGAGUUGUGCAAACGGCAACGCGGUCAUAGGCAGCGGUUCGUUAGAAGAGCCAACUGAAACCUUGUUAGACUCGGCAAUACCGCCGACGCCCGCUACCGCAUUGCCCGCAGCGAUUCAUGCGAAGCCUCGAUCACCGCCGGCGAAAACAAGGUCACCGCCGGCGAUGCAAACCGCGCAAACACCCGCCACGCGCUUCCCGUUUGAUAUUAUUGUACCUCCGAAUGAACAACACACGCCGAGAGGAAUGGAGAUGAAAGAGAGAGAGAGUGUGAUAUUGUCAUAAACAUAGAGGUCCUGUGUCUAGCCGGAAAUAUAGAG
Molecule: messenger RNA, 973 nt
Organism: Ctenocephalides felis (cat flea)
Lineage: Eukaryota; Metazoa; Arthropoda; Insecta; Siphonaptera; Pulicidae
Exons: 6
Coding region: 288-938 (216 amino acids)
Source: RefSeq, a predicted model, not a curated record